This is a messenger RNA of Chroicocephalus ridibundus (black-headed gull), 1281 nucleotides long. RefSeq lists its product as uncharacterized. Bases 1 to 1281 code for a protein of 426 amino acids. Gene Ontology annotation, molecular function: protein binding. NCBI's taxonomy places the organism in Eukaryota, Metazoa, Chordata, Aves, Charadriiformes, Laridae. The transcript has 9 exons. The record is from RefSeq and is a predicted model, not a curated record.
AUGGCCCUGCGAGGGCUGGCUCUGGCCUUUCUCCUGGUCCUUGCCCCUCGGCUGCGUGCAGGGAUACAGAAGGACCCUGGCCCCAGGAACCAGGGGGAAGCCAAGGAAGCAGAAACGUGCCAAAGACCCCAGUGGGAUCCAAGACUCCGGCUGACACCAGACCAGGAGAAUUACAAGAAGAAUGAAGAAGUGAUGCUGAGCUGCCCUAAGGAUUUCCAGCCAUCCUUCACUCAUAUCAAAUGUUCAGGCGAAGUCCAGUCCAUCAGUCAUGGGAAAUCAGUAUACAGGGAAGCCUGGCGUGGAAGGGACAGCAGCGGUGCCUGGAUCCGCAUUCAGUCCAACGUGGAGUGCCUUGAUGUCCUCCAGGUUGUCUCUGAUUCCUUGGAGAUUUCCAGCACCAGCAUCAAACUGAACUGGACCUGCAGGCUCCCUGAUGCCUGUGAGCAUAUUCGGGCCAGGUGCCGUCUGGAAGCACAUUCCUCCCCUCCCUGUGAGUCUGAGGAGGUGAAGGGAGAGGAGAUGCUCCACGGCCAGGAGGGAACACUCACCUGUCCCCCUCUGCAGCCCUACACUGUCUACAGUGUCACCAUCUCCCUGGCCCCCAGCACGAUGCUGUACACACGGCUCCUCACAACAAAGGAAACAGUGCCGGACAAACCGAAGAAACUGUGGCUGGAUCCCAACACAGGGUCCCUCUCAUGGGAGCCACUGCCUUCAUGCAAAGGGAAGAUCAUCGGAUACCAGCUGAACAUCACGGCGAGGAGAGCGCAUGAUGGCAGCUUCCUUGAAUUCAAGCAGGUGAUGGUGAACCAGUCUGUCACUCAGUACACGCCGCCUCGUCAGGCACCUGGCAGCAAAUACACGGUGACAGUGCAGGGCCUCACGGUGGCUGGUGCUGGGUCUGCGUCACUCCUGGAAUUUCAGACCUACGUCUCAGGGCAGCAUCUGGGCUUGUGGCCAGGGAUGGUGGUGCCGGUGGUGGUGGUGGUGUUGGUGCUGGUCGCCCUGUCUGCAGGGAUCCUGUGGUUUGUGCUGUCCAGGAGAAGGAAGGCCUUGCCCAGCAAAGCCGAGGAGGACCAUUACACAGAGCUCCAGCCCUAUGAGAAUCUGGAUAAUUACUGUGUGGUCAAGGACACUCUUCUGACAGGAGAAAAUGCAGGUAAAGGUGUCCAGGCUGGGGAGACGUUUCCUCAGACCCUGGCUGUCUUGGAGUCCUCAGGAGACUCUCAGAGCAGUGUGGGAGAGGAGAAGAUGGGGUUGACGUCCCCGUCUCAGUACUGA